GAGGACAGACGUCGGGUGACCUCAUCAGCAUCCAAUCGGAACUUUCUGUCAUUUGAUUGACGUCAAUGAGCAACCGUUCUGCUGCAAGUAAAGCGGGACCAAAGGACGGAGGUGGAGCAGGAGAACCAAUCACCAGGGGCAUGCGGAUGAUUGACGUGAGCAGCAACCCAAUAGCCGACAGAAUGGACGACAAAUAUUCAAAAUUGGGUAUGGAAUAACCCAAUAGGACCCAGCAGCAGGUUGAUUGACGGAAACCUAGACCAAUAAUAUUAGGGCUACACGUGAUUGACGUGAAUGAAAACCCUACCCAUUUCCGACAACGAAGGGUUGAUUAGUUGGAUGGAGAUGAUUGACACAGUUUGUGACCAAUGGACGGUGUAACAGGUAGGGUGGGAGCGGAAGCGCAGGCCGCAGGCGGUGGGAGUCAACGAGUCCGGGGCCCGGGGCCGGGAUCGCCGCCGCCGUCAUGGGGAACCGGGGAAUGGAGGACCUGAUCCCGCUGGUCAACAAGCUGCAGGACGCCUUCAGCUCCAUCGGGCAGAGCUGCAACCUCGACCUGCCACAGAUCGCCGUGGUGGGCGGGCAGAGCGCCGGCAAGAGCUCGGUGCUGGAGAACUUCGUGGGCAGGGAUUUCCUUCCUCGUGGCUCAGGGAUUGUCACUCGCCGACCACUCGUUCUGCAGCUGAUCAAUGCAAAAACAGAACAUGCUGAAUUCCUACACUGCAAGGGGAAGAAGUUUACAGAUUUUGAUGAGGUUCGGCAAGAAAUCGAAGUUGAGACAGACCGAGUCACAGGGAGCAAUAAAGGGAUCUCACCAAUUCCUAUUAACCUGAGAGUGUAUUCUCCACAUGUUUUAAAUUUGACUCUGAUCGAUUUACCGGGUAUCACCAAGGUGCCAGUUGGUGACCAGCCUGCUGAUAUAGAGUAUCAGAUCAAGGAAAUGAUCAUGCAGUUCAUCAGCAAGGAGAACUGUCUCAUCUUGGCCGUCACUCCAGCAAACUCUGACCUUGCCAAUUCAGAUGCACUGAAGAUUGCGAAGGAGGUGGACCCACAAGGUUUGAGGAUCAUUGGUGUGAUCACCAAGCUGGAUCUGAUGGAUGAAGGGACCGAUGCAAGGGAUAUCCUAGAAAAUCGUCUCCUGCCUCUUCGUAGGGGUUACAUUGGUGUGGUAAACAGAAGUCAGAAAGACAUUGAUGGGAAGAAAGAUAUUCGUGCAGCCCUUGCAGCUGAGAGGAAGUUUUUCCUGUCACACCCCUCCUACAGGCAUAUGGCUGACCGCAUGGGGACUCCGCAUUUGCAGAAGAUAUUGAACCAGCAACUGACAAACCACAUCCGUGAAACCUUGCCUGCCUUACGGAACAAGCUGCAGAGCCAGAUGCUUUCCCUGGAGAAGGAGGUAGAGGAAUACAAAAACUUCCGGCCAGAUGAUCCCACAAGGAAAACCAAAGCACUCCUCCAGAUGGUGCAACAGUUUGGGGUAGAUUUUGAGAAGAGAAUUGAAGGCUCAGGGGACCAGGUGGAUACAGUAGAACUGUCUGGUGGUGCAAGAAUUAAUCGCAUCUUCCACGAGCGGUUCCCAUUUGAGUUAGUGAAGAUGGAGUUUGAUGAGAAGGAUCUGAGAAGAGAGAUCAGCUAUGCAAUCAAAAACAUCCAUGGUGUUAGAACGGGGCUGUUCACCCCGGACUUGGCGUUUGAAGCAAUUGUGAAAAAGCAGGUGGUGAAGCUGAAAGCUCCGUGUUUGAAGUGUGUGGACAUGGUUAUCCAGGAGCUGGUAAACACAGUCAGACAGUGCACACUCAAGCUCAACUCCUUUCCCAGGUUACGAGAAGAGACGGAGAGAAUUGUAACCACUCAUGUCCGAGAUCGUGAGGGAAAGACCAAGGACCAGAUACUUUUGCUGAUUGACAUCGAACUGUCUUACAUCAACACAAACCAUGAGGAUUUUAUCGGAUUUGCCAAUGCACAACAAAGGAGCAGUCAGCUAACAAAGAAACGGACAGUUCCCAAUCAGGUCAUCCGUAGGGGCUGGAUCACUAUCAACAACAUCAGCCUCAUGAAGGGGGGCUCAAAAGAGUACUGGUUCGUGCUGACAGCAGAAUCGCUCUCCUGGUACAAGGAUGAUGAGGAGAAAGAGAAGAAGUACAUGCUGCCCCUCGACAACCUGAAGCUGAAGGAUGUGGAGAAAGGUUUCAUGUCCACCAAGCACAUCUUUGCACUCUUCAACACUGAGCACAGGAAUGUUUAUAAAGACUACCGGCAGAUAGAGCUGGCCUGCGAGUCCCAGGAGGAUGUGGACAGUUGGAAGGCUUCUUUCCUGAGAGCUGGGGUCUAUCCAGAGAGGGAGAAUGCAGAGAACGAGGAGAGUGGAAACACUUCAGACACAUUUUCGAUGGACCCACAGCUGGAGAGACAGGUGGAGACGAUUCGCAACUUGGUGGAUUCCUACAUGGGCAUUGUCAAUAAGUCGAUCAGGGAUCUGAUGCCAAAGACCAUCAUGCACCUCAUGAUCAACAAUACCAAGGACUUCAUCCACUCGGAGCUGCUGGCUUUCCUGUACUCCUCCACGGACCAAAACAGCUUAAUGGAGGAAUCAGCCGAGCAGGCACAGAGACGUGACGAGAUGCUGCGCAUGUAUCAUGCCAUCAAGGAAGCGCUCCACAUCAUAGGGGACAUCAGCACCAGCACCAUCAGUGCACCCCUGCCCCCGCCAGUCGAUGACUCCUGGCUGUCCACUCAGUCAAGUGGACACAGCCCGAGGCCCCAGCGCCGGCCACACUCAGCAGUGGGACCGCCCAGCAGACCACCUGGGGUGCGAGGACCAACUCCAGGCCCCCCAUUAAUUCCGACCCCAGUGCAGGCUUUUGGAGCCCCUCCCAUCCCGUCGAGGCCUGCUCCCACGAAUGAUGCCUUCGGGGCCCCGCCCCAGAUUCCCUCCCGGCCGGCACGGAUUCCACCUGGACCACCGGGGCUGCCCAGCAGAAGACCACCCGCUGCUCCAAACCGGCCCACAAUUAUCCGGACAGCCGAGCAUUCCCUACUGGAUUAAGCAGUGGGAUUUAUCCUGUGAAGCAUUUUCUUGUAGGCUAUAGUUGAUUAGCCCUACCUUUGCGUGUAUUUAACCGCUGAGGGGCAGUAGCGGUGUGAAGCACAGGAUCCACAGGGCUGCAUUUACCCAAGUGUAAUCCCGACCUCUUGCCUUUUCACACAAGCUGGAAGCACUAAGAUGAUCUUAACUGAACUUUUAUUUAAACAAAGAUUUACCUCUUGGUUUUGUUUCCCCCAACACCAGACUCUAGGAAAUGGUAUCUCUCACUCGCUGCUCCUUUGAUCUGCCCUCUUGAGAAACUUUGCACUUGCCAAAUAAGCAGCAAAAUUGUUUUACGCCUUUGCCCACUCCCUGGUUCACAGUGCCACUGGAUGUGAAUGAGUUAUAACCACAUGACUUGCUGUCUCCGGCUGCCUCUUACAUUGCUACUGCCUCCCAAACCUAAAACCAGUACCUGAGGCGCCAGGCUCCAUCCCAUCACUGUUCCACUGCUACUGCGAGUGAUGGGAGCCUUGAGGAUUCCAGGAUCUUGAAUGAGAUUUGUGGUGUUUAAUGAUCCUGCAAAGUGGAUUUGGGAUCAUGACUUGAAUGCUGUGACAUUGAGUGGUCAGUCAGCAGGGAUUGCUUAAGAGGAAUUGAUGGGAUGAGGGAAUACAGCAGCAACCUACCCCUUUGGACAAAUGAGGGGUUAUAAGGCAGGAAGCAUCUGGUAAGGGGUCGAGGGGAUGAGUGUGAAGCAGUGGUGGUAAAGUAUCAAUGAGUGAGUUCUCAGACUGGGAUGAUCAGUGAGGGACAGAUGAUAGAGGGACACAUGCUGGCAAAAAUGCCCAGGUGUUGAGACCAGAUCCUAGGUGAGCUGCUCUGGGUCAUGCACCAACUGCAAGCAGAGGUUUAUAAGUGGCUAUUGGGUUCUCUGCCAAGAGAAUACAGCAACACAAUUUGAUUACCAUUUGAAUCUUAGUCGCCUUUAAAGAUGUAUGUAAUAUGGAUGAGUUUAGAGUUGUUAUUGAAGGUGAGGUCAUCCUUCUUCCUCAGGGAACUGCCUUGGUGCCUCACUUAUUUCUGGUUAAGUACUGCCAGGGAAAGGGAUUGGUAGAUUGACCUAAAACCACAUCCUGAAUCCAUCCCAUAACUUCCCUUUUAGCUUUUGCAAGCGCAGCUCAGUUGGCUCUGCAAGCUGAGAAAAGAAUAUCAUAAUGGAAAUAGGAUGUCCACAGUGUAGGUGGGACUGGUUAAACUGUGUCUCUUAAUACAAAUUAACCUGCUCUAUAUCUGUACUUUGUCCCUGUUUUCCAGCACUGGUUAUGAAGCUGGAAUCAGUUUUCCUGAUUUAAACUAUUUUCACAAGCAUAAAUUCAUUAUGUAAAUAGCCUGUUCAUUGAUCAUAACAAUAUUCUGUUGUGGGGGCUGUGUGGCCGGGUGUCUGUGUCCUAAUAGCUGCUGCUAAAUAAAACUUAAUCCCCCACAAUGAACUGGGCAUUAACUUCUAGUCGACAGCAUUCUCUGUGCAAAGGAAGUUUACCGUGGGAGUUAAAAUACAGGUCAUCAAGAUAGGACAAAAAAAAGUCAGGAACAGUAAUAGAGUAGAGAUUCCUCUGGUCUGUAAUCAAUUCUCCCUCUCGUCUCCCCAGCCCUGCUUCUGCACUCACCACCCCUAAAACCACCAUAUUCAAAAGUCCAGGGUAAGAUUGUCCAAAGCAGAAUGGAACAGCAUUUGAGAGUCCUCUGUACAUUCGAUGGGAGCGGAAUAAAAGCAAUGUUCACCCAGCCCUGCCCUAGAAAUCAUCUCAAAUAUCCUAAUGGUCUUACUGUCCUGCUGUUGGUGGGAGCAGUUUUAUAUAAAAUAUAUAUAUUAGUUAUUGAAUCAAAACUAAUUUCUCUCACUUUGAGGGAGAAUCUACUGGAGGCACUUGGGUCUAAUCCUUGAAACAUUAUCACUAUCGCAAUAAAGAGAAUGUAACUCGUGCAAUGUGGGGCAGAGGUUCCACAAAGUUUCAGGAGAUUAGCACCAAACUCCUGUUGGUUUUUGUAAUAUAAAUGGCAAAAUCUGAUCACUGAUCUUUCCAUAAACUAUAAUUUCUAGAGGAAAAAAGAUAACUGAAUUAAUUAACUGUUUUACAAAGUAGUGACUGAGACCUUUUGCAAUGAUUAUUUCAUCAAAUGUUCAGAUCAGGGUUCUGCUGCAAUUAACAGAAACCUGAAUGUUCUCUCUCCUGCUGUGUGAUUCUAUUGACUGUUAACUGAUUUGAAAUGAAGUGCCUGCAUUCUGUACGGUAAUGAAUUGAAAUAAAGGGAUCGACAGUAGAAGGA
Molecule: messenger RNA, 5356 nt
Organism: Pristis pectinata (smalltooth sawfish)
Lineage: Eukaryota; Metazoa; Chordata; Chondrichthyes; Rhinopristiformes; Pristidae
Gene: dnm2a
Product: dynamin 2a
Exons: 20
Coding region: 467-3046 (859 amino acids)
Cellular component (GO): microtubule; membrane; cytoplasm
Molecular function (GO): GTP binding; microtubule binding; GTPase activity
Source: RefSeq, a predicted model, not a curated record